AUGGACUUACAAACAAGCUUUAAACUUUUCAUCUUCUUGCUUUUAAUAGCAUUAAAGGGAACAAAUCAAAACCAAUUAAUGGAAGAAAAAAUCCAUCAGGAUGGCUAUAAAUCUGAAUUUCACACUGUUGAAACGCCAGAUGGUUACUUUUUGCAAGUUGUUCGCGUGAAAAAUGACGUCGCUUUACCGAAAGAUGCGCCUGUUUUUCUCUUGAUGCACGGUUUAUUUCAAUCUGCUGGAAUGUGGGUAUGCCAAAACGACACACGCAACAGUUUAGCCUAUCAAUUACGUGAUGCGGGAAUAGAUGUGUGGCUUGGAAAUGUACGCGGAACUUCGUUAUCGCAACGCCACAAAACUUUAACGAUUGACGAUGCAGCAUUUUGGGACUAUUCGAUGCACGAGAUGGGCACUAUUGAUAUCCCGUCGAUGAUUGACUACAUUCUGGAUGUGACAGCUCAGAAGAAAUUACAUUACGUUGGAUUUUCCAUGGGAGGCACGAAUUUUUUCAUUAUGACAUCGAGUGUCCCGACAGUUAAUGAGAAAAUCUCGAGUGCACAUUUAAUUGCGCCGGCAACGUUUUUAGGAAAUAUUCCGAGUUCCUUGAUUCGACAAGUUGCAGCAAAUGCUCCGAUUAUUCAUGCUGAUUGGGAAUUAUGGGGCGUUCAAAGACUUGGAUUUACACCCGAUUUGUUUACAUCAACAGUUAAUGCAAUCUGUGGGCAAAGCAAAUUCAUGCAAGAAAUCUGCAAAUCGACAAUUGUAAGAGUAAUUGGAGCUGAACAUGGUGAAACUGAUAUAGAUAAUUUGGCAGAAUCAAGGAAAUAUUACACGGAUCUUGCUUCGACGCAACAAGUUUUGCAAUAUUUCGAGAUGAUCAACACAUGUAAAUUCAUUCCAAUGAAUUAUGACAACAAUGAGGCAAAGAAUUUGCAACAUUAUGGGCAACACCCUCCUGUUGAAUACGAUUUGAGUUCAAUUUCUGUCCCAAUUACGAUUUUUUAUGGCACUACUGAUGGUUUAAUCUCUCUUAAGGAUGCAAAUAUACUGAAAGAAAGAGUUUCGACUAUCAAAGAGCAAUAUUUCAUGGAAAAAUGGAAUCAUCUUGAUAUGUUUUUAGGUAAAAAUGUUCGUAUAGCAAUUCAUGAUAAGAUUUUGGAAGAUGUUCAAAAAUAA
This is a messenger RNA of Culicoides brevitarsis, 1173 nucleotides long. Its product is annotated as lipase 3-like. Gene Ontology annotation, molecular function: hydrolase activity, acting on ester bonds. The transcript is spliced from 4 exons. The coding region runs from base 1 to 1173 and encodes 390 amino acids. The record is from RefSeq and is a predicted model, not a curated record. Lineage: Eukaryota; Metazoa; Arthropoda; Insecta; Diptera; Ceratopogonidae.